AUGAAGGAAUUUGAAUCAUUUGCAAAUCCCGUUACAAGAUCAAAUAGCCCAGACUCCGAAACUAGAAGCACAAGUGCAAAAAGUGAUAAUGAAACCCCUAAUAUGCCUACUAUUAAAAAAACUAAGGUUGGUCGAAGAGUUAAUAUUGAAGUCACAUAUGCCAUUUGUCAAGUAUUAAAUGAUUCAGAUAAAGAACAUUGUAACAUUCAAUUAAAAACUUCAAGUGGCUCGACAUCAAACUUAAUAACCCACCUCUUAAGUGCUUAUGGUAUUACACAGAAUGGGCCUGGAUUAUCUGGACCAGACAGUGACAACAGCAAAUCUACACAAACUAAAAUUGACUCAUUCAUAAAGAAUACAUACCCUCAUAGCAAAUCGAAGAAUAAUAAGCUCACUAUGACUCUCAUUAAAUUUAUUAUCUGUGAUGCCCAACCGAUUAGUCUUGUGUCAAGCCAAUUUUUUUGUGAGUUCGUAAAGGAAUUAGAUCCAAUGUUUAAUAUUCCCAAUGAAAAAAGUCAUAAGAUUAAAAAUGCACUAUACAGUGUGCUUUUACAUUAUUGGGACUUAUCUGAUGGUGAUGCAUUUCUUGUUUGCCUCCUUGAUCCGAGAUGUAAAAAAUUGAUGCUUGCAACACCAACCCAGAGACACCAAGCUGAGACUGCCCUUCGCAAUAAAUAUAAUGAAAUUAAAUCUCUUUAUAAAGCCUCAACAUCAUCUAAUAAAUCUUUUAGCCCUCGUGAAGAUCAAGACAAACAAGAAGGGCAACGUCAGAUUUAUCAAAAAACAUUUUUUAAGACAGUUUUUAUGCAAAAUACUUCUGAAGAGUUAAAUGAUGAGCUUGAUAAUUAUCUUUCUUUACCCGAAAUCUAUUAUAAAUCUGACCCUUUUAACUCUCUAUAA
Dentiscutata heterogama is the source of this 900-nucleotide messenger RNA. The record is from the annotation of a GenBank genome assembly. NCBI's taxonomy places the organism in Eukaryota, Fungi, Glomeromycota, Glomeromycetes, Diversisporales, Gigasporaceae.